AUGUUGCUGCUGCUGCUGCUGCCGCUGCUCGUGUGCAGCCUCUCUUCUGCACUCUCCUUCGCGCUCCCAACCGCGGCUCCGCCUCGCUCCGCCGCCCCCCUCCUGGCGCUCCCACCCAGCGCCCUGGACGUGCUCUCGGAGCGCGGCUCUGCACUGCUCCGCGCCUCGCGCGAGUUCGCGCUCUCCGCGCUCAGCGUCUCCACCGCGAGGCGCAAUCGAGAGCUGCUCAUCUGCUACGGCGCAGCAGCUGGUCUCACAGGGGCAGAGCCAAGCUGCUCAGAGAUGGCAGCGGCAGCGGAGAAGGAGGAAGAGGAGGAGGAGGCGACCCUGGGUCCCAGAGGACAGAGCACGGAGUCAGAGACGGCGUCUCUGACCUCGAAGACGAUGAGCUCGGGGGACGAACCCCCCGAGACUUCUGGCCCAGAGACCUCGGGCUCCGUGCAGGGACCCCUGGCCCCCACGGAGUCGUCCUCGCGUGGCUGUGCGCGCUUCGUGCGCCUGUGCGAGGCGGCCCGGCUCUCGGAGUCCACGUGCCGCGACCUCGUGCGGGAGCGCUGCGACGCGAGGAGGCGCGCGUGCGAUCUGGCCGUCGCAAGCGACGAAGCAACCGACGCCGGUGGUGGCGACGUCGCCACGCCGACCCCGUCUCGAGGCGCGCGGCGGGCAACACCGGCCGGGCCGGCGCUGGGCACAGUGGGGAGGGGCACGAGGCAGCGCGGUGUCGGGGUGCCCCGGAUCGUGGGGGGCACGGAGCCCCCCCGUGGCGCGUUCCCGUGGCUCGUGUCGGCACGUCUCCGCGGGGCGCACGCGUGCGGCGCCGUGCUGGUGGCACGCAGGUGGGCGCUCACGGCAGCGCACUGCUUCCACAGGAGCAAACGUGAGGACGACUGGGCGGCCGUGCUGGGAGAACAUGACCUGGUGGAGGUCGAUCCCUUCGAGUCGACCAUCGCUAUCAACCGCAUCAUCAUCCACCCGCACUACGACCCUCGCUCCUUCGACUGCGAUGUGGCGCUCAUGGAGCUGGCUCAGCCGGCACCGCUCAGCGCCCACGUCUCCACGCUCGCCCUGCCCCCCAGCAGCCUCCAGCUCCCGCCCGGCACCCCCUGCACCGUCGCAGGAUGGGGCACCCUGCAGGAAGACGGCCCCGGCUCCCGGGUGCUGCUCGCCGCGCGGCUGCCCCUGCAGCCCCAGGCGCUGUGCCGCUCUGCGCUGGGCCCGGCCCACGUCACGGCGGGGAUGCUGUGCGCGGGUCGCAUGGACGGCGCCGCCGACACUUGCCAGGGCGAUUCUGGGGGGCCCCUGGUGUGCACCCCCCCAAACCCAUCGCGGGCCCCCUCCGCCCCCGCCGCCCCGGUGCUGCUGGGCGUGGUGUCGUGGGGGGACGGCUGCGCCGAGGUGGGGAAGCCCGGAGUGUACGCGCGCGUGCCUCGCUUCUCGCACUGGGCCCGGCAGCAGAUGGCACUUCCCGCGGGGAGCCGGGAGCCGACGUGCGCGGAGCUGAGACAACUUCGCGCUGUCGAGGCCGGGCCACUGCGCGAGAACAGAGACUCGCAGCUCUGCUCCUUCUACUCCCGGCCCUGCCGCCCCUCGCAGACGCCCCCAGGGGCCCCCUCGGCCCCUCUGCUGGGUUCCCCGGCGUCUGGCGACGUGUGCCAGCGUGCGUCGCGCGUCUCCUGCACCAAGAAGAAGCGGGCGUGUGAGUUGCGGGAUGUAUUGGGGGGCCUGGUGCGAUCACUGGGUCGGGAGUCGGAGCUGAGGAGGAGACACGGGGGCUUCCCGGGGCCUCUGAGUGCCCCCAUCUCCCACCCACUACAGCAGCAGCAACAGGAACAGCAGGAGUGGGAAGAACUGCAGCAGAUACAGCAGUGGGAGCAACAGGAGGAUGAGAAGUGGCAACGACAGCAGCAGCCGCAGCGGGGAGUGCGACAGCAGCAACCAGAACAACAGGUGCAGCAGGAACAGAAUCAGCAGCAGCAACAACAGCAGCAACAGCAGCCACAGGGACAGCAGCAGCAACUGGAACAGCAACCUGAACAGCAAGAGCAGCGGCAGCAGCAGGAACAACAACAGCAGCAAGAACAGCAGCAGCAACUGGAACAGCAACCGGAACAGCAACAGCAGCCACAGCAGCCAGAACAGCAGCAGCAGGAACAGCAGCGACGUCGGGUAUUUAAAGUGACUGAACUUCUGGAACCGCUGAAUCGGAGACAACAUAUGCUAGGGCGACAGCAACCAGACCUCAUUCACAUGCAGCACCUACAGCUAGAGCAGCAACAACAACAGCAACCACGACAUCAACAACAGGCGCAGCAUCAACUGCAACAUCAGCUGCAACAACUGCAGCAGCAGCAGCAGCACCAAACGAGUCUGCUUCAGCAGCAAAUGAAUCAAACUCGGCAGAAGCAGCAAACGAAUCAGAGCCAGAAGCAGCCGAAUCUAACCGAGCAACGACAUCAACUGAAUCAGAUUCAACUGCAGCAGAAUCAAACUCAUGACGAACUGAAUCAGAUUCAACUGCAGCAGGAUCAAACCCAGGACGAACUGAAUCAGAUUCAACUGCAGCAGAAUCAAACUCAGGACGAACUGAAUCAGAUUCAACUGCAGCAGAAUCAAACCCAGGACGAACUGAAUCAGAUUCAACUGCAGCAGAAUCAAACUCAGGACGAACUGAAUCAGAUUCAACUGCAGCAGAAUCAAACCCAGGACGAACUUAAUCAGAUUCAACUGCAGCAGAAUCAAACCCAGGACGAACUGAAUCAGAUUCAACUGCAGCAGGAUCAAACCCAGGAAAAAAUGAAUCAGGUUCAACUGCAGCAAAAUCAAACCCAGGACGAACUGAAUCAGAUUCAACUACAGCAAAAUCAAACCCAGGACGAACUGAAUCAGAUUCAACUGCAGCAAAAUCAAACCCAGGAAGAACUGAAUCAGAUUCAACUGCAGCAGAAUCAAACCCAGGAAGAACUGAAUCAGAUUCAACUGCAGCAGAAUCAAACCCAGGACGAACUAAAUCAGAUUCAACUGCAGCAAAAUCAAACCCAGGAUGAACUGAAUCAGAUUCAACUGCAGCAAAAUCAAACCCAGGACGAACUGAAUCAGAUUCAACUGCAGCAGAUUCAAACCCAGGACGAACUGAAUCAGAUUCAACUGCAGCAGAAUCAAACCCAGGAAGAACUGAAUCAGGUUCAAGUGCAGCAAAAUCAAACCCGGGAAGAACUGAAUCAGGUUCAAGUGCAGCAGAAUCAAACCCAUGAAGAAUUGAAUCAGGUUCAACUGCAGCACAAUCAAACCCAGGACGAACUGAAUCAGGUUCAAGCGCAGCAGAAUCAAACCCUUCAAGUGAAUCCAUCCCAGGAUACAUAUCAAGUGCAAUGGCAGCAUUUGAAUCAAACAGAAGACCUCAAUCAGACACAGCAGCCGCUGAACGAAAGCACAACUCUCAAUGGUCUUAUUCCGCUCAAUAAAUCCCAGCUGUAUCAAUCUCAUCAGUGGAUAAAUGAUCAAUCUCACGAGCAGCUGGAUCAAACCAAGCAAAGACAGAACCAAAGCCAGGGACUGGAUCUGUCCGAGCAACUGAAUCAAACUGAACUGCAUCUACAACAGCAUCAGUUCCAGCAGCAGCAUCAGCCAGAUUAUUUACAACAACCGGAUCUAACCCAACCUCAACCGCAUCAAACUCAGCAGGUGCCGAGUCAAAAUCUAUCGGAUCCAUCCCAUGAGGAUCUACAUCAAAGUGAACAACUCAAUCAGCAGCUAAAUCAGUCCCAUCGCGAGGGGUACCUAUCCCACCCGGAGUUAGAUCGAACCGAACAAGUGACUCAAUCCCACGCGGAGCUGAAUGGAUAUCACCAGCAGCUGGAUCACACUAAACGGUUGAAUCAAUCCCAGCAUCAGCUCAAUGAAACACAUCGGCAACUGGAUCAAUCUCACAUAAGUAAUCGGUCCCAACUGCUCGAUCAAUCCCGACACCUUCUAAGUGAAACCCAACAACCGAAUCGACCCUACCAACAGCUGAAUAGAUCCAGCCAGGAUCUAAAUGACACCCAACAAACGAAUCAAAUGCAACAGGUGCAUCAAUCCCACCACGAGCAACAGCAGGUGGAUGAAGCCCUCCGGCUGGCCCCGGGUCCGCCGUUCCUGCCGCCUGCGUCCUCCUGUCCCGGGCUCCGAGCGGCCGAGGAAGCCCUCUCUCGGGAGACCGACUCCUGGAGAUGGGUCCUCAGGGUCCCCGAGGAGAAGCUGCUCAUGGAGUUCACGCACGUGUGGCUGGAGUCGCGCACGAGGAUUGCACGGGUCCGGGCCCUGGUGAACGGGGAGGCCCUCCUCUUCUCGACGGCGCUGGGCCCCGAGGGAGACUCCCUGCAGACUCGGCUCAUCCGCAUAAUCGCCCCCGCCCUGAGGGCGGCGCGGGCACCCCGAGGCACGCGGGGUCAGGGCCAGGCUCGUGCGGCUGGGUCGAGGUCGGGCUAAAGGGUUUUGGGGUCAGGGUUUUGCCGUCAAAGAGUCGAGGUUCGGGCCGAUGUCUCGGCUCUCUCAAGGUCGGGAGGGGUCGGGUCAAUGCCGUGACUGGUUUUGGUUGGUGGGGAUUGGUGGAGAUUUGAGGGGUCAAGGUCAUGGCUGAGUCAGAGUCAGCGUGUAGGUGCGUCGCCAAUCAGGGUCAAGGUCUGAUUGAAGGUCACGAUGAUGUCAGAGGGGUCAAGAUCACGGUCAAGAUUGUGGUCAGGGUCAAUGUUGAGCCGAUGCUCGUGUUCUACCACGCACAGCCUCG
This is a messenger RNA of Lethenteron reissneri (Far Eastern brook lamprey), 4765 nucleotides long. RefSeq lists its product as uncharacterized. Gene Ontology annotation, biological process: proteolysis. Lineage: Eukaryota; Metazoa; Chordata; Hyperoartia; Petromyzontiformes; Petromyzontidae. Gene Ontology annotation, molecular function: serine-type endopeptidase activity. The record is from RefSeq and is a predicted model, not a curated record.